This is a messenger RNA of Alligator sinensis (Chinese alligator), 8539 nucleotides long. It is a transcript of the gene CBFA2T3, whose product is annotated as CBFA2/RUNX1 translocation partner 3. Gene Ontology annotation, biological process: DNA-templated transcription; negative regulation of DNA-templated transcription. Lineage: Eukaryota; Metazoa; Chordata; Crocodylia; Alligatoridae. Gene Ontology annotation, cellular component: nucleus. The coding region runs from base 5835 to 7793 and encodes 652 amino acids. Gene Ontology annotation, molecular function: transcription corepressor activity. The transcript is spliced from 12 exons. The record is from RefSeq and is a predicted model, not a curated record.
CUGGAGCGGCGAACACAAAAGGGCUUCUAAAAGGCUCCCUGCCCUUUCCCCCGUCCGCGCUGGCUGCCAGGUCAGCGAUGCACCCGGUGAUAAUCUCAGCCCGGCCUCACAGAGGUCCACCCGAGCCAGGGCUGUAAUGGCAGCUGGGUGGCUCGUGCAAGAGGAGGAAGAGCUUCCACGGAGAUGUGGUCAGUGCCACGGGCGCUUGCCGCUGGACGCAGAGCUGCAGGAAGGGCGAAGCAAGCUGAUGCCACCCAUGUGCACUAGAUGAGGGCGCAGCAGUGGAGCAAGAGAAGGCAGGCAGGGCUGGCAGGUGGAGGGGAAGAAGGCACGUGCAGUUGGGCUGUCACGUCCCAGCCUCCAGGCAGGUGAGGACGAUGCUAAGUCACACCUUGGAAGGCACCGCGGCUUCUGCUGCUGCGGUCCAGGUGCGCGGAGCGGGUCGGUGCUUGGGACAUCCUGCGGCCAAGCUGGGAAGGACACGUGCCCUCCGCGCAUGGGAGGUGCAGAACUGCCCUUACUUUUUAUUGUGCGUGGGGCAGCAAGGCAGCAGGAGGCUCUGGAAGGGGACUCGUGGCCUGUCUCUGCCCUGCAGGGCACUGCCCAGCCCACAGCAAAAUGCUGCCACCCCCGCUGCUCGCCCAGGGGACUCGUGCCAGUGCUUUGCACCAGAUGAUUGUGCUUGUUGCUCACACAGGCCUUUGCACGCUCACUUGCCCACAGGGACACUGCAUGGGGCAGGUCAAAGGUGCUCCCCGGGCCGAGUCCUGACCCCCUUGCUGUGUUCAUUCUCUGCAAGGAGGGAGUCCGUAGGCUGUGGGGGUACAGCAGCUCACGCCCUAUCCCCUGCCAAGCAUGCAAACCCACUGCCUGCCUUUGCAGCCGUGCAUGCACACGCACCCCCCCCCGCUUGCAUGCCCACGCACGCCUGCCUGAAGCUGGCGCGCGCUUUGCCGAUGACAACUCCCAGGACGUGCCGGCGCUGCUGCUGGCUCCCAUCUGCUGCGCCAGGCUCUCAGCUGCUGCACGGCUCCGCGCUGUCACUCAGGACAUUCGUUCCAAAGGCAGCGGGAGCACAGGCAGCUCGGGUCUGGCGCGCGCUCCCGUCUCAGGCCAGGGCAGGGUGAAGGGCAGCCAGAGAGCUCGCAGCCUAUGUCCCAUGGCUUGUCUCCUAUAGUGCCCUGUGGCACUGGCAUGGCCAUUCUCGCCCAGAGACCCGGACCGAAACCUCAGGGAUCUCCACUGCUGCAGAAGGAUGAUGCUCCCGGCCACGUGCCUCCGACCCCCAUCUCUCCGCGGCACAGACCAGGCUCCAGGCCGGGGCAAAGGACGACCUUGCUGCAGCUGAGCCAACCGAUCGGCCCCACUGGGCAGCCGCCGGGGAUCUGCUGCAGGCUCUAGCGUGGCUCUGCAGCUCUUGCCCCAUCCACGCUGCGUGGACCCAGGAGGAGCAUGGCAGCCGGGAUCCGGUCUUCCCUGCGGCGGAGCAGUUGCUGUCUGCUUUAGCCAGCGCAGCAGAGCUCCCGGCAGGCCGCUGACAGCUCUGGGUGCAGAAAGAGCAGAGAACGGCUCUCGCAUCUCGCAAGGAGACCACGGGGCUUGCUCCCUCCGGCCAAGGGGGACGAGAGAAACGGCCGGGCACCGUGGAAUAAAGCCAUCCAGGCUGCCUGGGCGAGGGGCAGCUGGGCUGGCCGUGAGACCCCGGCCUCUCCCAGCUCCGAGGGCUCCAUCGGCACGGACCGCCUGCGUUGUAUCAUGGUGACGGCAGCGGGGUGGCAGCUGACAGCCCAGCACAUGGCGGGGGAUUGAUUUUGCAGCCAUGGAAGCAGAGGGAAAAACACGCUGCGAAAGCCAUCACCCAGCUCCUGCAAAACCCACCAGCUUGGGUCCGACCCGGCCCCGUUCGCCUUGCCGCGCUUGGCGCUGCCUCCUGACUUCCACCCUGUCGGGGGGCAGCGAUUUUAAACAAUUUCGUUUUUUUCAACAAAACCCCAAAACACAACCCCCUUCGCCCCCUGCAGUUUUCAGUAUUUUGGGGGGUCCGAACCAGGCCCUUCCCACAUCCAGGUAUUCUCUGCGUCGUUUUCCACAAGCGGUGUUAAAACACGCAGUGGCCUCGACCGCAGCAAGGCGGGGGCGUCUGGCUCCUCCCCGGCUCCCGUGCAAACCCUGUCCCUUGUCUGAGGCAGGACGGGCACACUGUUGCCUGUCCUGACUGGGACUGCAGGUUGGUAGUAAUGCAGCCGCAUGCAUGGUCCAGGGUCGAGGCGAUGCUCGGGUGCGUGUCCUGUUGCCUCCAGGAGUGCCGUGGCAGCAAGGGACUGGCAUUGCAGAGUCCUGAAGCUGGAAGGGAUCUCGUGGGCCAUCUGGGCCAGGCUGGAUGAGACAGCAAGGUCUUUGGGGGAGCCCUGAUAACGCUCGGCUCUGCAUCGGGAAGGCCUGCAGCUCCAUGCACCUCCCGGGGGAGCUGGGAGUGCAGCUCUCAGCUCCCCCUUUGCCCUAUUCCCUGCACUUCUCCAGGGACCUGCCAGGGCCAGGGCAUGCUGCUGACUGCAGGGACCUUCCUCAGAGUGGCGUUGGGUGCUGUCUGCAUUGGCUGGGGACCGAGCCGUGCCAGUGCACUUGCUGGGACUCAGACCUGGAGGGUCCCCGGGCCAGAGCGAUGCUGCGUUGGGGCCAGGAAGGGAUUUCCCCCUGCUCAGAUUGGUAUGGACGGGGGCUUUGCCUUCCUCUGCAGCCUCCACCUGGGAUCACCCUGAGCGUGUAUUAAAGACCUCUAUACAAGCAGGACGUGACCCCCCUGCUUUACCAGGGGCAGGCUCGGGUGUGAUGUCCGGUGCGGUGGCAGGGCCGACCGUUUGGUUUUGCUCCGAGGUUGGACAGUGGAUGUGUCUGGGGUGGUUUGCACAGGGCUGGUCCUGCCUCCGGCAGGGGCUGGACUAGAUAUGACCUCCACCAGCCCCGCUGCUCUAGGAUGUUAGGGUCAAGCAGGGGCUGCAGAUGUGUCCUGUGCAUGCAGCCACAUCUGGGGUUCAGCACCGUGUCCUGCCACUGCCUCCUCUCGCGGGUCUCAGCCCCGUGCUCAGCCCCGGGCCGUGCUUACAAGGGGCUCACGAGCCGUUGAGGCGUCCGCCCUCCCCCUUGCCGGCCUCCCCAUGCUGAUUUAUAACGGGGAGAGCCCGUGUGCCUUGGCCGGCGCUCAGCUGGGGAUGGCGAGGAGAGGGCUGCCCCGCGCCCGAGACACCGGCCCUGGCGCCCGGCCAGCCCCUCUCCACACACGCAGCCCUUUGUCUGGGGGAGCCUUCGCCAGACAUGGAAACGGACCCCAGCCUGAGCACCGAGGGGGGCCCCGUGAAGUCGGGGAGAGGGAGACAAGGCAUCUACUGUCUGGGAAACUAAUUAGCCUUCCUGGAACAGCGCGCGGCUGCACGCACGCCGGGUGCCUCGGGCCGGGGCUUGGGCUGGGCUCAUCCUCUUGGGCCCUCUCAUCGCCCCACCGAGGGGUCGGGGGGUCUUGUGCUGCCUCAUUGCAGCCCCUCGGCAGCACCCAGCAGGUCGGUCCACGGAGCCGGCUGCAUCUCCCGGCCGUGGUGGCCCCCGUGCGUGGAUGCCGUGGCUCUGCUGCCAUCUCGGGCUGCGGGCCCUGCGCCCGGGUGCAGCCUGCUCCCUCGCCUGCUGCAAAGCUCGUUAGCGGGGGCAAGAGGGAGCUCUGAUAAGGAGCUGCCAGGGGGCCGCAGCACCCGGGGGUGCCUCGAGAGCCUUGCAGGGGUGCCGUGGUGCUAGGUGAGCAACCAUGCUUCCCAAGAUAAACCCAGAAUCCAGCGGGUGAAAAACAUCCCGACCUGCCGGGAUCGAUCUGAGCUCUGCACAGCAGAAAAAUGACCCUGGCAUUUCUCUGAAGAUAAAAACUGAGCAAAGACUAGGAGCCGUUGUGUUUGGAGGUUGGCUUGAGUCUAAAAAGGUUAAGAACCAGUGAUGUGGAACGAGGAUGGGCCGUGUCCUUUGUACGCGAUUCACCCAGACCGGGCCGUGCUUGGGAACCGUUUGCACCAUGCCCCUGGCCCGUCGCUGCUGGAGAGAGCUUGAGCGAGCGUGGCUUCAGCUUCCUGCUGCAAGGGGCAGGGCUCCCGUGAAGUCGCUGCACCAGGCCUGAUAGCAUCUCACCGUUGAUAAAAGCUCGGCUUUAUUUAGCCUGGACAAUGUCCUCGCGCAGGGUUCAAUUAAUCUCACGACAGUUGCGGCGGAUUAAGGAUGCCCGGUCGAUGAGCGGCUGUCCUCUGGGCCAGGGCGGGCGUGCGCCCCCGAGCCAUCCUGAUCCUAUAAAGGCAGCGAGCCGUCCAGGAGACCCGGGCGGCCUGGAGCUCGGGGCGCUAGCGGCAGGCUUGCCUUCUUUGGCUGCCCCGGGCCUCGGGCAGCGCCGUGCGGGCAUGGGGCGCUGACGGAUCAGCGCAGCUGCCGGCGCACUUGUGGCCACCCAUCAAAGCCCGGCGCAUCCUCCCUGGCAGAGGAGGGCGAGAGAUGGAGCUGGCAGCAGCUGAUCGAAGCGCCAGGUGCUCUCCCUGCCUGGCCUGUUUACUUCCCCCCAUCAGACCCUGGGGAAACAGCAGCUCCUUCUCACCAGCCCUGCAGAGAUGCUGAGAAAAAGGCUGCCCCUUGCCAUCCCGCUGGGGUCAUCCUGGGAGAUCCCAGGGCACCGAGCCCUGGCUGCCUCGGUUGGGACCAGCAAGCACAACCAGCUUUGGGCAGCGUGGGGACGCGGGGCCAGGGCAGGGACGGUGCCGUCUAGGCGGUGGUAGCUAAGCAAGAGAAAGAGAUAGUAAAAUGGGGCCUUUCACCCCUUUGCUUUCUCUUCUCCAUGCGGCAAGCCGGAAACUAGGAAAUCUCAACCUUUGGAACCGGGUUCUGCUCCAAAACCGAACAGAGCCGCGGCCUCCAAAAUUCCCCGAAGCAUCCCUUUUUUGGGGUGGGGGGAGCAUUAUGUCAUCCACCGAAAUGCCCCAGUUUGAUCACAUCAAACUGAAACCCUUCGUUUCCACCCCAGCUUCUUGCUGGACUAACGUGGAGGAGCUGAAACGAGAGGCCAGAGCGUUCCCAUCGGGGAAGCCCGGGCCGAGCGGUCUUGAAACGCUUCCUUCCACUUGGGAAAGCAAAGCUAUGCGGCAGCAACAUGUUACAGCCGAAAGUUCACAUUUCAGCCGGACUCCAAGACACGGCGUCAGCCGACGGCGCAUCAUCCCCUUGGGAGGCUGCCAGGCAUCCCCCAUUCGGGAGCGUCACAUUAGGGGCAGGAGAUGGGGGAGGACGAGGAAUAUUACUGCCAGGGAUCCCAAGAAGACCUGCCUGAUGCAUGCUGCUUUACCAAAUGCUCCAGCUCCUGGAGUCUUGUGAUGGCGUGAGCGUGUUUUACCCCCAAACUGGGGUUGGUCUGCUUGUUCCAGAGGAGAGCAGGAAAACGUUUGGUCCUGGUGACCCCAGAGGACUCAGAGGCUGCAAGGCAAAGAGAGGGAGCCCCACAUUUCACAUCAUAUAGAUUGGGGGGUCCGGAGUCCUGGUUUUGGGGUGGCUUGGUGGCACGCUCGGGCGACGGGGGACUGCUCCAGUGCGUGUCUGCACCAGGCGCUCGGCGGUACGGAUAACGCCAGGGCGAUUUACAGCCUGUGAACAAUCCUUGCCCGUCACUGCAAUUACCGCAGCUCCGCGUGGCCUCCGUGGGAAAGGGCCGCGCAUUCCAGCCGGCCGCCCCGGGGGGAUUUGGCUUCCUUGAGAACUGGCAGGUGCCCAGAUCGGCGUGGGGACGGGCUUUCAGCGAAGAUCUCCCCCAUCCUGCCGUCUGCAUGCGUGACGUGUCUGUCAGCAGCCUGGCCCCACGUGUCGGGAGGAGGGAGGGGGUGCUUGCACUGCAUAUACCCCCAGAUGCACGUCCCAGCAGAGAUAACGCAGAGAAGACGGCAGCCACGAUGCCCGACUCACCGGCCGACGUGAAGACUCAGUCCAGAGCGACGCCACCCAACAUGCCUCCUCCUCCGCCGGCCGUCACGCAGGGCGCCACGCGGCACCCCUCCUUCACGCCAAACACCAAUCGAGAAGCCGGGCCCCCGACGUUUCUGCCCCGCGGCCGUUUUCAGGGUUGCUUGAAAUGGUCGAUGGUCUGUCUCUUAAUGAACGGAAGCAGCCACUCCCCCACGGCCAUCAACGGAGCACCCUCGACCCCCAACGGGUUCAGCAACGGGCCGGCCACCUCCUCCACGGCCUCCCUGUCCAACCAUCAGCUGCCCCCGGCCUGCGGCGCCCGCCAGCUCAGCAAGCUCAAGCGCUUCCUGACCACCCUGCAGCAGUUCGGCAACGACAUCUCCCCGGAGAUCGGGGAGCGCGUCCGCACCCUGGUGCUGGGGCUGGUGAACUCCACGCUGACCAUCGAGGAGUUCCACUCCAAGCUCCAGGAGGCCACCAACUUCCCGCUGCGCCCCUUCGUCAUCCCCUUCCUGAAGGCCAACCUGCCCCUGCUGCAGCGUGAGCUCCUGCACUGCGCCCGCAUGGCCAAGCAGACCCCAGCCCAGUACCUGGCCCAGCACGAGCAGCUGCUGCUGGACGCCAACGCCUCGUCCCCCAUUGACUCCUCUGAGCUGCUGCUGGAGGUCAACGAGACGGGCAAGAGGAGGACGCCAGACAGGACCAAAGAGAACGGCGUGGACCGCAACCCCCUGCACCCCGAGCACCUCAGCAAGAGGCCGUGCACGAUGAGCCCAGCCCAGCGGUACAGCCCCAGCAACGGGCUGAGCCACCAGCCCAAUGGGCUGCCCCACGCCGCACCCCAGCUGCCCCAGCACUACCGCCUGGAGGACAUGGCCAUGGCCCACCACUACCGCGAUGCCUACCGGCACCCCGACCCCCGCGAGCUCCGUGAGCGCCACCGGCAAGCGGCUGUGCAUGGCGCCCGCCAGGAGGAGGUGAUCGACCACCGGCUGACCGACCGGGAGUGGGCCGAGGAGUGGAAGCACCUCAACAAUCUGCUCAACUGCAUCAUGGACAUGGUAGAGAAGACGCGGCGGUCGCUGACCGUGCUGCGUCGCUGCCAGGAGGCCGACCGCGAGGAGCUCAACCACUGGAUCCGCCGCUACAGCGACGCCGAGGACAUGAAGAAGGGCGCCAGCCCCGCCGCCCGCCCCCACAACAGCUCCUCCGCCCCCGAGCCACCCCAGUUAGACGCUCACCGUGAGUUCGUGCCCAGGCCCCUCUCUGGUUACAUGCCCGAGGAGAUCUGGAGGAAAGCUGAAGAAGCCGUGAACGAGGUGAAGCGUCAGGCCAUGUCCGAGCUCCAGAAGGCUGUGUCGGACGCCGAGCGCAAGGCCCACGAGCUCAUCACCACCGAGCGGGCCAAGAUGGAGCGGGCGCUGGCGGAGGCGAAGCGCCAGGCAUCAGAGGACGCGCUCACCGUCAUCAACCAGCAGGAAGACUCCAGUGAGAGCUGCUGGAACUGCGGGCGCAAGGCGAGCGAGACCUGCAGCGGCUGCAACACGGCGCGUUACUGCGGGUCUUUCUGCCAGCACAAGGAUUGGGAGAAACACCACCACGUCUGUGGGCAGACUCUGCAGGGCCUCCAGGCUCCGGCCGGCGCGGCCCCCUCUGCUGGGGUGGGCUUGGGGGUGGCCGCUGCUCAGCCGGACGUGGUCGCCGUCACCCCCUCCAUCACCAGUGUGGCCAUCGCGGCGAGCCCCAGCGAGACGGGCUCGUCCGCCGCGUCACGCUCCGGCACACCGGCCACUCCGGCGCCUCUGGAAGCCACGUCCCGCUAAGUGACCUGGCCAUCGCCUGACUGACCAACAGAGGGGAAAGAAACAGAGGAAUCUACAAACCGUCACUGCUGCUACUGCUUCUCUCCAAAAGAAAACCAGACUGCAUUCAAUGCAACCUCCUCAGCUACCUGACUCAUGUUUGACCUCCAAAACGACCUCUCGAAUUCACAUAUAAUCCUCACGGAUCCUCACACUGGGCUUUAAAGUGGAGUUACGGCAAAUACCAAUCUUCUCCGUUCUCUCUUCGGUUCUUUUGGGUUUCUUUUCUCAGUAUGAUUUGGGGGAUGAUUAUCGUCGUCGUCGGUUUUUUCUUUUCUUCUUCCUUUUGUUUUUUCGGAUGUGGGAUUUGUCUGCCAACUCGACACCUCUCGCCUCGGGGAGCGGGAGCCCUUCGGUCUCUGUCCCGCUGGAGACGCGUGGGCACGUGCGUGCGUGCGGGUAUGGAUGUGCACCAAACAGCUCUCUCGGCCUGGCCGGGGGGGAACGGCGUGACAAAGGAUUUCGGUUUCGGAAGGCAAGAAACUUCUUUUCGUCGUCUUUUUUUUUUUUUUUUUUUUUUUUUUUAAAAAAAAAAAAAAAAAAAGGAUAGAAAAUUAAAAAAAAAAAAGGAAAAAACCGUCAAACUCUUUGGCUUUAAGUAAAAACAGAAAAAAAAAAGAAAAAGGAAAAAUCCCAAAAAAACAAACCAAGCGAAGUAAAACCAAGUGAAGGAAGCUCACCUGUAAACUACCUUGCUAGCUAGCCAA